Molecule: messenger RNA, 357 nt
Organism: Colletotrichum spaethianum
Lineage: Eukaryota; Fungi; Ascomycota; Sordariomycetes; Glomerellales; Glomerellaceae
Exons: 1
Coding region: 1-357 (118 amino acids)
Source: RefSeq, a predicted model, not a curated record
AUGGCCGAGACGCCGCUACCGAUCAUCGCCGAGGGGGCGGUAGACGCUAUCUCGAUGGACGAGGGCAGGUCGACCAUCCUGGCGCUAGAUACGAUAAAGCGAUUCAGUCAAGCCUUGGAAACCAAUAAUGCAACUGCCUUAGAGGGCUGCUUCUACGCGGACCAGGCCUAUUGGAAAGACCUGUUGGCACUCACAUAUCACUUGCGAACGUUUCGCCAAGCCGGUCCUAUUGCUGCUAGUCUUAUAGAGACUAAGAACCUCCGUGGCGUUUACCACAUUGAGCUUGAUGGUGAAGCUCGUUUUGCAACAGUUGGCCCAACACUUGUGAGUUUAUCCUCGUUCGAUGGGUUGGACUAG